AUGACAGUUAUCAUCGCAAUCUUGUUUGUGAUUGGGCUGGUACAAAUUUGCCAGUGUGCAAAUGAACAACGGUUCGUGGAAACGUUCUACUUGGCUGAAAACCGUGCGUUACUGAAUAACGUAUUUCACUGGAAGACAGUAUCCUCACCCGUGAUUUGUGGGCGAGACUGCUCUAAGAACCAGAACUGUGACUCAUUCAACUAUCACAUCACAAAACAUAUAUGUGUGAUGAAUAAUGCCACCAGAGCUCAGAGCCGAGAUGACUUUGUGAAAAUGCUAGGAAGUGUUUACUAUGAUGACAAUGUGAACAACACUACGUUCUUAGCACCCAGCAGUGAAAGUAACAUCAGUUGUAUGGAGAUGCAUCAAGCUGGUUACCGUGAGAAUUGCAGCUUUCCUACAAGUCUGACUGAUGGGAUACAGGAAAACGGUAACACAGAUACAGAUGGAGGAGGCUGGACCGUCAUCCAGAGGAGACAAGAUGGCUCUGUUGACUUUUACCGUACCUGGGACGAAUACCAAACCGGGUUUGGUGAUCUGCUUAAUGAGUUCUGGUUGGGGAAUGAUAUCUUGCGUGACCUUACUGGGUCAGGUCAAUGGGAGCUCAGAGUAGAAAUGGAAGAUUGGGAGUCCAACACAGCUUGGGCUUCUUACGGUGAGUUUGCUGUUACUGGAGACAUGAACACUCUCCAUGUUGGUUCGUACGACACUCAGAGUACAGCAGGUGAUUCCAUGGCAUCUCAUAAUGGCAAAGCAUUCUCGACGAAAGAUAAUGACAAUGAUGAUAACAAACAUAACGAUUGUGCCCAGUCUAAUGAAGGUGCAUGGUGGUUUGGUUACUGCCAUGAAGCUCAUCUGAACGGUAAAUACUUUCCCCAGGGAGAAUUUUCCGGUGGAAAAGGAAUUGAAUGGGUAGGAUGGACAGGACGAGGAUACUCACUGAAGAAAUGUACCAUGAAAAUACGGCAAGUUUCGUAA
Asterias rubens (European starfish) is the source of this 978-nucleotide messenger RNA. RefSeq names its product ficolin-1-like. The record is from RefSeq and is a predicted model, not a curated record. Bases 1 to 978 code for a protein of 325 amino acids. The transcript has a single exon. Lineage: Eukaryota; Metazoa; Echinodermata; Asteroidea; Forcipulatida; Asteriidae.